This is a messenger RNA of Sitophilus oryzae (rice weevil), 1024 nucleotides long. Its product is annotated as DNA N6-methyl adenine demethylase-like. Gene Ontology annotation, biological process: oxidative demethylation; positive regulation of transcription by RNA polymerase II. The transcript is spliced from 3 exons. Gene Ontology annotation, cellular component: nucleus. NCBI's taxonomy places the organism in Eukaryota, Metazoa, Arthropoda, Insecta, Coleoptera, Curculionidae. The annotation marks the transcript as partial. The record is from RefSeq and is a predicted model, not a curated record. Gene Ontology annotation, molecular function: DNA 5-methylcytosine dioxygenase activity.
AUGGAGCAAAUUCUACUGAACCUAAGCCAGAAAUACCUCCUCAGCCUUCUUUCUAGUUUAGAACAAAACUCUCAGGCAGUACUUUAUAACAGCUGCCACCAACAGCAUUCAGAAACCUCAUUUGCAUCACCAGAACCUACUAGAACUUGGCUGAAUGAAAAAAAGAAAAGAAAAUCAUCUCCUCCUUCGUUGGGUGAGGAGAUUCCGAGAUGUCAGUGUUUUCCUCCGGAUCAGAGUCCCCCAGAACCGGGGACUUAUUAUACGCAUUUAGGCUGUGCUAGUAACCUUAGAACACUAAGACAUAACCUGGAAUGUCAGACGGGGUUGAGUGGACCAGCUAUUAGGAUUGAGAAGGUGAGGUACACUGGGAAGGAGGGCAAAACGGCUCAAGGGUGUCCAAUUGCCAAAUGGGUCCAUCGCAGAGUAAGUUUAGAAGAAAAAUAUCUAGUCAUAGUUAAGCACCGAAAUGGCCACUCCUGUCAAUCAGCUUUCAUCAUCAUCUGCAUGGUAGUGUGGGACGGCAUCACUCAAGACCACGCCUCUGAUCUCUACUCCCUCCUAACAGACAAACUCAACAAGUUUGGAGUUCCAACUAAAAGAAGAUGCGCAACGAAUGAUCCACGAACCUGCGCAUGCCAGGGAAUCAACGAAGACACGUGUGGAGCUAGCUUUUCUUUUGGAUGCUCUUGGAGCAUGUACUAUAAUGGAUGCAAGUUCACCAGAUCCAAAGAAGUUAGGAAAUUCAGGCUGAGUGUCAAAGAAGAAGAACGUCUUGUUGAAGAUAGACUUCAGAAUCUGGUGGAUCAUAUUAAUCCACUGUACAAGACCCUGGCACCAAGAUCUUUCAGAAACCAGAUCGGUUUUGAAGAAGUUGCCUCAGACUGUAGGCUGGGUACUAAACCAGAAAGACCGUUUUCCGGGGUGACAGCUUGCGUGGAUUUCUGUGCUCACGCUCACAAAGAUAUCCAUAACAUGAACAACGGAUGUACUGUGGUGGUGAGUUUGACCAAGCACAGGGGUUUGA